This is a messenger RNA of Drosophila subpulchrella, 763 nucleotides long. RefSeq names its product phospholipase A2. Gene Ontology annotation, biological process: phospholipid metabolic process; arachidonate secretion. The transcript has 2 exons. NCBI's taxonomy places the organism in Eukaryota, Metazoa, Arthropoda, Insecta, Diptera, Drosophilidae. Bases 33 to 545 code for a protein of 170 amino acids. The record is from RefSeq and is a predicted model, not a curated record.
UCAGUCGUCUGCCAGCCCCCUUCUAGUGAGCAAUGCUUCAUCGCGCCCCCUUUCUUGCUGCUCUUGCGCUAAUCUGUACCAGCCAUGUGGCUGUGGGACUGAGCAUAACAGUGCCGGGAACAAAGUGGUGCGGUCCCGGCAACAUAGCCACCAGCUAUGACGAUCUCGGCACUGAGCGGGAGGUGGACAUUUGCUGUCGGGCGCACGACAACUGUGAGGAGAAGAUUCCGCCACAAGAAGAAGCCUUUGGUCUGCGGAACGACGGAGUUUUCCCCAUAUUCUCCUGCGCCUGCGAGGCUGCCUUCCGCAGCUGUCUCACCGCCCUGCGCAACGGGCACUCCCUGACUCUCGGCAAGAUCUACUUCAGUACCAAGGACGUAUGCUUUGGCUACGGACACCCCAUCGUCUCCUGCCGGGAGAAGCAGGCGGACCUGUUCGAGACGCGAUGUCUCAGCUACCGACUGGACGAAGGUCAGCCGCAGCGCUGGCAGUUCUACGACUUGGCACUCUACACACACGUCAGCGGCAGUGAGGAGGACUCCUAAAAUUGAGCUUUGACAUCCGGCGAUAACCCCUUGACUGUUUACAAACGAUUGUACUGAAAUGGAAGCUGAUCAUGAUUAGGAUUAUGAAGGUGGGAGUAUUGUGUAAUCAAUUUGUAAUAAUAUACUUGUUUGUCUGGGUUAAGAAACACUACAUAUGAAAAUUUUCUGUUCGUGUUUUUAAAACACUAGGUCAAUAAAAUAUUACUAAAACGUUGGGA